CUGCUUUGAGAACCAUGCAAUCGUCUGGACUGACUCUCCUUCAUUUCAAAAUUUCUCCAAGACGAGAGCGCCCUCCUUGACGUGACGCGAACCUUUAUUCAUUGUUGCGGGGCAAAUGACAUAGCUCGUGACGUGGGGCUCUGGCUGGUAUCAUUGCGAGAACGGAGCACAGGAACUAUCCCUAACCUUUCCUUAUCACGUCUUUGACACUGAAAUUAUACCCUCAUUCAAGAUCAACAUGUCUGUCGAAGUCAUCAAGACCAUCUCACCCACCACCAACGAGCCCAUUCUCACUCGGAAUGGUGCUUCGGCACAGGACUUGGAGUCGCUCCCUCAGGUGGCAACUGAGGCCUUCAACUCGUUCCGCAAGACCACACUGAAGGAACGCCAGGAGAUCGUCAAAAAGUUCCUCAAGAUCCUGUCCAAGCAUGAGGAUGAGCUGGCCGAGGAACUCACGGUACAGAUGGGCCGACCCAUCGCCUUUGGCGGAAAGGAGAUCCAGACGGCUAUCAAGCGUGCAGAGUACCUCCUCAAGAUUAGCGACGAAGCUCUCCAAGACACAGAUGGCGAGCCGGAAAAGGGCUUCAAGCGUUUCAUCCGCAAGGUGCCCGUGGGUCCUGUCCUCGUGCUGUUUGCCUGGAAUUACCCAUACCUCAUCCUCGUCAACUCCCUGAUUCCGGCCCUCUUGGCAGGCAACACCGUUAUCAUCAAGCCCUCCCCACAGACGCCCACCAUCGCAGAGAGGGUGUCGCAGUUCUUCACCGAGGCGGGCCUCCCGCAGGGCGUGCUCCAGUACUUCCACUGCGGGUCGCCAACAACCAUGGAAGCCAUUGUGCGUGAUCCCAAGAUCGCCCUCGUGUGUUUCACUGGGUCUGUGGCAGGUGGUCUGGCGGUCCAAAAGGCUGCGGCCGAUCGGAUUGUCCCCGUUGGCCUGGAGCUGGGUGGCAAGGACCCUGCCUAUAUUCGUGCCGAUGUAGAUGUUGAUUGGGCGGCUGAGGAGAUUGUCGACGGUGCCAUCUUCAACUCGGGUCAGAGCUGCUGCUCCCUCGAGCGCAUCUACGUCGAUGAGAAGAUCCACGAUCAGUUUGUGGAGGCUGUUCAGAAAGUGCUCAAGGGCUACAAGCUAGGUGACCCCUUUGACAAGGGCACCCACGUUGGGCCGGUCAUCUCUACGCGAUCCAAGGAGGCGAUUGAGGCACACAUCAAGGAUGCUUUGGACCAGGGUGCCCAAGACGCCACGCCGGAGAAUGAGAGCUUCAGCAACCCGCCCCCAAAGGGUAACUUUGUGAAACCCACGCUUCUCACCAACGUGAACCACAGCAUGAGGGUAAUGACGGAGGAGACAUUUGGUCCCGUGAUCCCUGUCAUGAAGGUCAAGAGCGACGACGAAGCUGUCCGCCUGAUGAACGACAGUGAGUUUGGUCUCACGGCCAGCGUGUGGACUAAGGACACGGCCAAGGCGGCUGAGCUCAUCGAGGACAUUGAGGCCGGCACUGUCUUUGUCAACCGCUGUGACUAUCCAAGCCCGGAUCUCGCCUGGACAGGUUACAAGAACUCUGGCAAGGGACAGACGCUUGGACGUUUCGGGUUUGAACAGUUUGUCAAGAGCAAGAGCUUCCAUCUCAAGGACUACCCGAAAUAAGCUACUGAGGCGGCAACAUGCAGGUUACAGCCAGGAUCCGAACCGGAACAAGAAUAAAUUAUCGGGUCUCGCCCUGAAUCUUAAAAAUUGUACGGGGCUCAAUCUUACCGUGAAUCGUGAAUGGAGCA
This is a messenger RNA of Emericellopsis atlantica, 1770 nucleotides long. Its product is annotated as betaine aldehyde dehydrogenase 2. The transcript has 3 exons. The coding region runs from base 239 to 1642 and encodes 467 amino acids. NCBI's taxonomy places the organism in Eukaryota, Fungi, Ascomycota, Sordariomycetes, Hypocreales, Bionectriaceae. The record is from RefSeq and is a predicted model, not a curated record. Gene Ontology annotation, molecular function: aldehyde dehydrogenase (NAD+) activity.